GUUUCGCUCUCUUCCCUGUGAUACCGAACCAGAAGAGCGGCGGCGCGGGCGGACCAGGAGGAGGCGGAGAACCAGCAGCGGGGACCAAGUCACCGCCGCCACCAUGGGUAUCUCGCGUGACUCGAUGCACAAGCGCCGGGCCACCGGUGGGAAGCAGAAGGCCUGGAGGAAGAAGCGAAAGUAUGAGCUCGGCCGCCAGCCAGCUAACACCAAGUUGUCAAGCAACAAGACGGUGAGGAGGGUUCGUGUCCGUGGAGGUAAUGUGAAGUGGAGGGCUCUCCGCCUGGAUACUGGUAACUACUCAUGGGGAAGUGAGGCUGUUACCCGCAAGACCCGUAUCCUUGAUGUGGUCUACAAUGCUUCAAACAAUGAGCUCGUGAGGACUCAGACCCUCGUGAAGAGCGCCAUUGUGCAAGUUGAUGCUGCCCCAUUCAAGCAGUGGUACCUGACACACUAUGGAGUGGACAUCGGUAGGAAGAAGAAGGCACCUGCUGCCAAGAAGGAUGGUGCUGAGGGACAAGAGGGUGAGGCUGCAGCUGAGGAAACCAAGAAGAGCAACCAUGUCCAGAGGAAGCUUGAGAAGCGUAAGGACGGACGCGCACUUGACCCGCACAUCGAGGAGCAAUUUGGCAGUGGAAGGCUUUUGGCUUGCAUUGCUUCCCGCCCUGGGCAGUGUGGCCGGGCUGAUGGGUACAUCCUUGAGGGUAAGGAGCUUGAGUUCUACAUGAAGAAGCUCCAGAAGAAGAAGGGCAAGGGCGCAGCAGCUUAGAGGCAUUCUCAUGCAUGUUUGGAAGGGGUGACCUAUGAAAUAUUUACUCUGGGUUUUUUUUGUUAGUUGUCUCAAGGGCAGAGCAUCUAUGUCGUAUUUGCAGACCUGAUGAGCACAGUAUUUUCUAAAAAUGAAUCAACUCUAGCGAAGAACUGAGAAUUUUCACCUGCCGUGGUUGUAUUCUCGUAAUAUUUAGGUUCUAUGUUUUGUUUGUGCUGCAGCAGUUUCUGUGUUUAGCAGUUUCGUUUUUUA
This is a messenger RNA of Setaria italica (foxtail millet), 1021 nucleotides long. Its product is annotated as 40S ribosomal protein S8. The record is from RefSeq and is a predicted model, not a curated record. Lineage: Eukaryota; Viridiplantae; Streptophyta; Magnoliopsida; Poales; Poaceae. Bases 104 to 769 code for a protein of 221 amino acids. The transcript is spliced from 5 exons. Gene Ontology annotation, cellular component: ribosome; cytosolic small ribosomal subunit. Gene Ontology annotation, biological process: maturation of SSU-rRNA from tricistronic rRNA transcript (SSU-rRNA, 5.8S rRNA, LSU-rRNA); translation. Gene Ontology annotation, molecular function: structural constituent of ribosome.